This is a messenger RNA of Aureobasidium subglaciale EXF-2481, 611 nucleotides long. RefSeq lists its product as uncharacterized. Bases 131 to 466 code for a protein of 111 amino acids. The transcript has a single exon. The record is from RefSeq and is a predicted model, not a curated record. Gene Ontology annotation, molecular function: catalytic activity. Lineage: Eukaryota; Fungi; Ascomycota; Dothideomycetes; Dothideales; Saccotheciaceae.
AAACUACUGCGUCGGCGCCAUCCUCGUCUCCCCUUCCUCCCCCGACCCCAUCCUCUCCACCGGCUACACCCUCGAGCUCCCCGGAAACACGCACGCCGAGCAAUGCUGUCUGUCAAAACUCGCCCUCGCCAUGAACAUUUCCGAAGAACAUGUCGGAAGCAUCAUGCCCGAGGAUACAGUGCUGUAUACAACAAUGGAGCCUUGUGAUUUUCGCUUGAGUGGGAAUUUGCCUUGUACGGAGAGGGUGUUGGGGACGAGGAAUUGUGGGCGUGGCCAUAUGGGUAUAAGGAAGGUUUAUAUUGGCGUCGAGGAGCCUGAGAAGUUUGUGGGUGAGAACAAGGGGAGGAAGAAGCUUGAGGAUGCUGGCGUCGAGGUUGUACAUGUGCCGGGGCUUGAGUAUGACAUUCUGAAGGUCGCUACGGCUGGACACGAGAUAAAAGAAGAAGAAGGAGAGGAAGAGCAAUAGUAGUUGAUUAUGCUAGUCAUGUACGUUUCGUUGCAGGCACUGUCCGAAGAGUGCACCUUUAGUUGCCUCUUGCGGCAUCCUCCUCCUUAUUCUUGGGAACACUGAUGAUCUUGGGCACAACAACAGAGUUGAGCUUACGGAAGGC